AGUCUGACAUGCAAGUGCUAAGACACUGGUGUUGCAUAGUUUUGCUGACAAACUACCCUUUGAAGUCAGAUGCUGAAAGAAAAAGCCUCAGGAAAGGAAUGAGAACGCAGAGAGCAAAGGCAAUCGACCCCAUCCCAAUUGACGAUUAUCUGACCAAGAUGCCUCCUGAGAUCCUGCAGCAAAUUCUUUUGAAGGUCAUCACAGAGGAUGGUGAUGUGGCUUUCCUGCGCCUCUCCUUGACGAGCAGGAUCUACAAAGAAAUUGUUAGCGAUGCUAAGUUCAGGGAGCAGGCUCACUACAUUUGGCUGGACAGUGUCAUCAACUGGAGUAGGUUUUCUGAGGACUACAAAAAAGAGUUCAGAGUGCCAUGUUCCUUGACCGAAUGCCCUAAAUGUGGGGACAUUUUUAAAGACUGCCCACCUGGGUAUGUUGGGGAUGGCAGGAAAGGAGUCCUGCGAGGAUUCUACUCCACCAUCGACUUCCCAGGAUACUGCUUAGCAGAGUGCCACUUUAAUGCUGGAGGGGAAUUCCCCUAUGAAAAUGUUUAAUUGUUUUUGUUUAUUAAAGACAAUCAAAAA
This is a messenger RNA of Danio rerio (zebrafish), 578 nucleotides long. NCBI's taxonomy places the organism in Eukaryota, Metazoa, Chordata, Actinopteri, Cypriniformes, Danionidae. The record is from RefSeq and is marked validated.